AAUAAUGUUACCUAAUGUUACUUAAUGCCAAUACAGUUGUUCACAUAAGUUCAUUGUGUAUUAACGAAUAUAUAUGUUGAAAUGAACUAAGAUUAAUAAAUGCAGUAAAAGUUUCCGUUAAAGCCACAUUAGACGGAUUUACUGCGCUUGUGUGCAGUGACCAGAUGGAGGCGUAGUACCCGUUUAUUUUGGCAACCCCGUAGGUGUCUCACGACGGCUCUGCUGCUUGAAUGAAUGAACCGUCAGUGUGUUUAGGACCAUGGGGGAAGGGUGUGUGAGUGAGUGAGUGAGAGAGAGAGAGAGAGAGAGAGAGAGAGCGCGUCCGCCGCAGACCAGCCCAGCCUAUUCUUCUCCUGACGUCCUUCCUUCAUGCCAGUGUCACACGGAACUGGGAUGUAGAUUUUACAGACACCGUACGGUUUUUAUUCGGUACUGUUUGGGAGCAUCGAUACACUUACGUUUCUUUGAAAAGGACAACGAUCACCGGGCUUUGUUCGGAGCGUUUAAUCAACCGGACUGAACUCGUAAAACCCUUCAUAUAUAUAGUAUGCAUUAUUGUUUUGUGUGCUAUAUAAUCAUUCAUACGUUUUGAUCCUGGAAAUGUACGCGGGCGAGUCUCUGAAGGAGAGACACCGCGUUCGAGGGAGUGGUUUAUUUUCUCCGGACAAUCCCCGACUCGUUGGAAGAAGCUGCUGUGUGUCCAAAAUUAGGUUGUUUUCUCCCGUUUGAUGCUCUGGUAGCUCUGUUCCCAUCACCUCUUCUGUUCUGCCUUUGUUUUCUACGUUUUCUGUCUUUGGUUAGCUCGGUUUUCGGUUGACUGUAGACCCCUGAGGAAUCAACAGACGAUCAAAACUGUUCUCAGACGCUGCGGUGUGGAAACGGUACGAGGACACUCGGAUGGGACAAAAUGAUCUAACGCUAGUCUAACCAUCACAGACAUGAGCAUCAUAUAGCGUCAUAUCUCAAGCCUCAUCCACCAGCAUUGCGCGUGCCAUUCAAGAACCUCAAUCGAAAAUGGGGAUUGUUUGAAGAGAACGCAUCGGUCCGGCAGCACUGGUAGUGUUGGGAGACGGCAUCGAUAGCCUCGUGAUACCGGUCGAUGACGACUGUUUCUGCUCUCGGAGCUAAUUCAGUCGGUAAAUACACACACGGGCGGCCGAAAUAAACCCUGUGCUGCUGCAGGCUGAAGCUCCAGGGACGAUGUCCUCUCGCGCAACGCUACAGCCCGGGAACGACAGGAAUGCAGACCACCAUGCCUCUCUCAUGGGCAGUCGUUCAGAGAAGGGAUGGUCGAGUCGAUCGCUCGGAGCCCGUUGCCGGAAUUCCAUAGCGUCCUGCUCAGAUGAACAGCCUCACAUAGGCAACUACCGGCUGCUCAAGACCAUUGGCAAAGGCAAUUUCGCCAAAGUCAAGUUGGCACGCCAUAUCUUGACCGGCAGGGAGGUUGCAAUAAAAAUCAUUGACAAAACUCAACUGAACCCAACAAGUCUACAAAAGCUCUUUCGAGAGGUACGGAUCAUGAAGGGCCUCAACCACCCAAACAUAGUUCAGCUCUUUGAGGUGAUUGAGACAGAAAAAACACUCUACCUUAUAAUGGAGUAUGCCAGUGGAGGUGAAGUAUUCGACUACCUCGUAUCUCAUGGCAGAAUGAAGGAAAAGGAGGCACGUGCUAAAUUCCGGCAGAUUGUGUCUGCAGUUCAUUACUGUCAUCAGAAGAAUAUCGUUCACAGGGAUCUUAAGGCGGAGAACCUUCUGCUUGACGCGGACACCAACAUCAAGAUUGCUGACUUUGGCUUUAGUAAUGAAUUUACGAUGGGCAAUAAGCUGGACACGUUCUGCGGCAGUCCGCCCUAUGCUGCUCCUGAGCUCUUUCAGGGGAAGAAGUACGACGGGCCAGAGGUGGACAUCUGGAGUCUGGGGGUCAUACUUUACACGCUGGUCAGCGGGUCCCUACCUUUUGAUGGACAGAACCUUAAAGAACUGCGAGAACGCGUGUUGAGAGGAAAAUACAGAGUGCCGUUCUACAUGUCUACUGACUGUGAGGGCAUCCUGCGCAAGUUUCUGGUGCUCAAUCCCACCAAACGCUGCACCUUGGAGCAAAUCAUGAAAGAUAAAUGGUUGAAUGUUGGGUACGAAGGAGACGAGUUGAAGCCACAUGUGGAGCCUGUGGAGGAUUAUAAUGACACCAGCCGUAUAGAUGUAAUGGUAGGAAUGGGUUACUCCCGUGAUGAGAUCAAAGACGCACUAACCACACAAAAAUACAAUGAGAUAUUUGCCACGUAUCUGCUGCUAGGCCGCAAAACCGAGGAUGGAAUGGAGUCCCGGUCGAGCAGCAGUCUGUCUCUAGCACGGGUUCGAGCCAGCCCCAUCACAAAUGGCACCAGCAAACACUCGUCCACCUCUUCGUCCAGCUCCACCACUGCCUCCACCCACAGUAAACCUCAGCGCAGUGCCUCCACCUACUCCCGGCAGAGGAGACACAGUGACUUCUGUGGGCCGUCAGUGCCAGCAGCCCUCCCCAAGCGCAGCCCCACCAGCACAGGUGAGGGGGAUCUGAAGGAGGAGCGUCUGCCCUCACGUAAAACCAGCAGCAGUGUGGUGGGCAGUCGUAGCAUCCCUCCGUCCAGCCCUAUGGUCAGCGCAGCCAACAACCCCAACAAGGCAGAGAUCCCAGACCGCCGCAAGGAGAUCAACGCGACGACGAAUAACAUCCCCGCCAGUGCCAUGACUCGCAGAAACACUUAUGUAUGUACAGAUCGCACCAGCACCGAUAGACACUCACUACUGCAGAAUGGAAAAGAAAACAGCUCCUUGUCACAUCGAAUUCCUCCAGCCUCCCCAUCCACCCACAGUAUCUCUGGUGCCGGGGCCUCCAGCUCCACAUCUUCCGAGCGCUCUCGCCUGACUCGGGGCUCCACCAUCCGCAGCACGUUUCACGGGGGCCAGCUCCGGGACCACCGACCCUCCACCCACGCCCCACCGACCUCACCCACCCUAUCCCACGAUGCCAGCCCUCUGCCACACUCGCGCAGCCGUGCGACCACCAAUUUGUUCUCCAAGCUUACCUCCAAACUCACCCGCAGGGUCAAUCUUGACCCAUCUAAGCGCCAGAGCUCAAGCAAGUCCGUCUCGGGCUGCACUCUGCCACAGGGAUCAAAAACAGUUAGGUCACAGACGAACCUGAGAGAGUCUCCAGAUCUCCGGUCACAAGCUACAGAUACAGCUACAAAAAGUCAGACUAAAAACAACAGUCGCUAUCUAUCUGGGUAUCAAAAAGCGUCAGAGCCCCGGACCCCCCGAUGCGGCUGGGAUGUGAGGGUACGGAGCCCCCGGGACCCGGCCGAGGUGGUGCUGGCUCUGCGGGAGGCGGCGCAGGGCUGCGGGUGCCAGGUUCACCAGGCCGGGCCCUUCCUCUUGUCCUGCACCCACGGAGCUGCCGGCUCCCGCGUGGCCUUUGAAGCUGAGGUGUGCCAGCUGCCCAAGGGCCCUGCCGAGACCAGCGGGGUUCGGUUCAAGCGCCUGUGGGGGGCACCGCUUGCCUUUCGGGACAUUGCCACCAAAGUGUCCAAAGAAAUUGAACUUUGAAAGCAACAGGGGGUGGUGGGGAGAGACAGAAUGGGACUGAAAAGUGGGAUGAGCAUUAAUGGAAUUAGAUCUGCCCACACCCCACCCCUCUCUGGCUAUAAAGGCUGGCAGGAACACAGGCCACCCGCUCACACACAAACCCAACUUAAGGAACUCUGCCAACCGGGUCUUUUACCACUGAUGUUACCUGGUGUCUUAGCCAUGUUGUUUUUUAACUCCAGGCAUUAUUUGUCAAUCACAUCUUUAUUCUGUACAUUGUCAUUCCUGUUUAACUGCUGCUAUUUAACUCAUUUUAAUGUAUAUUCUUCUGCACUUGCAAGAAGAGUGUUUCAUUUUUAUUUUAAUCCUUGUUCACAACAACACAUGUGAAUGCCACACCAUUACAAACUGUAACAGAUGAACGUGAUCUGUCUUUUAUUGGUUGUUUUAGCUGUCUUGCCAGUGAUGCAGGCUGAGUAGGUGACGUCUGCUUUUCUGAGCCUAUUAUUUUUGUCCUUGAGUUGCCUGCAUGUCAGCAGGCCCAUAUUACAUGGUCGAUCCGUAGCACUUUAAGGCUGAGUGAGCGAUUUCUCCUGUUUUAAAGCAGUUCUCCCUUCAAAUGGUGCAAUUUACCUGUUGAGCCAAGUCACGGCGCUCUUUGUUAUGCUCUCGUAUGUGUUCUGCUUUUAAAGAAAAAAAAACUCUGUAAUUUUGCCAGAAGUGCACUCUGCUGACCGGCCACAAACAGACUGUUGACUUUAUCUCUGUUUUGACAGUAACUCCACAUCUUCAAGAAAAAUGUCUGAGCUCUGCUAUCUGAUAAAAUGCAAGAAAGAUAAAUUCCACACAAUCCA
This is a messenger RNA of Triplophysa dalaica, 4418 nucleotides long. It is a transcript of the gene mark4b, whose product is annotated as MAP/microtubule affinity-regulating kinase 4b. Gene Ontology annotation, molecular function: tau-protein kinase activity; protein serine/threonine kinase activity; ATP binding. The transcript is spliced from 19 exons. Gene Ontology annotation, biological process: microtubule cytoskeleton organization; intracellular signal transduction; protein phosphorylation. The record is from RefSeq and is a predicted model, not a curated record. The coding region runs from base 1201 to 3585 and encodes 794 amino acids. Gene Ontology annotation, cellular component: cytoplasm. Lineage: Eukaryota; Metazoa; Chordata; Actinopteri; Cypriniformes; Nemacheilidae.